AUGGCGAGCACGGCGGGCGGCCCGACAGCACUGCAGGCACUGACGGGCUGCCUGCUGGGCGUCCUGGUGCUGGGCACGCUGGCGGGCAAUGCUCUGGUGUGCCUGGCUGUCCUGCGCUUCCGCCACCUGCGCACAAAAGUCACCAACUGGUUUGUGCUCUCGUUGGCCGUCUCUGACCUCUGCGUGGCCAUCCUGGUGAUGCCUUGGAAGGCAGUCACUGAGGUGGCCGGUGGCUUCUGGCUCUUCGGCAGCCACUUUUGUGACACCUGGGUGGCCUUUGACAUUAUGUGCUCCACCGCCUCCAUCCUCCACCUCUGCAUCAUCAGCCUGGACCGGUACUGGGCCAUCGCCAGCCCCUUUCGCUACGAGCGCCGGAUGACGCAGCGUCUGGCCUGCGCCAUGAUCGCCCUGGCCUGGGCCCUCUCCAUCCUCAUCUCCUUCGUCCCCGUGCAGCUGCACUGGCACAAAACCAAGGACAGAAGGCACCCCAGCUCCCUCUGCGAUGUCAGCUUGAACGGCACCUACGCCAUCACCUCCUCCCUCAUCAGCUUCUACAUCCCUGUGGCCAUCAUGAUCGUCACCUACACCAGGAUCUAUCGCAUUGCUCAGGCCCAGAUCCGCCGCAUCUCCACCCUGGAACGAGCAGGCGGGCAGUGCCCAGCCCACAGCAAGGAGCCUGCCUCCAAUCUGCGGAGCUCCCUGCGCAAGGAGACCAAGGUGCUGCAGACCCUCUCCAUCAUAAUGGGAGUCUUUGUUUGCUGCUGGCUGCCCUUCUUCCUGCUCAACUGCAUGCUACCUUUCUGCCAGCCUGAGAGCGACAGCAAAGGGCAGCCACCAUGUGUCAGCCAAACCACCCUCAACGUCUUUGUAUGGUUUGGCUGGGCCAACUCCUCAGUGAACCCAGUCAUCUAUGCUUUCAAUGCAGACUUCCGUCGGGCUUUCAGCAACCUGCUGGGCUGCCAGUCCCUCUGCUGCAGCACCACCAGGGCUGCAGUAGAGAGAGUCCACCUCAGUAACGAGCUGGUCUCCUACCACCAGGACACCACCUGCCAAAAGGAGGGAGCCACUGCCACCAUGCCACCCACCACUGUCACAGCCUGGGUGCAGCCCGAGCCCCAUGCAGUGAGUCCUCAGCAGGAAGACAGAGAGGAGCUCCCCAUGGAGAAGAGGCUCAUGAGUGCGCCAACACAGGCUAUCCCAGGCAGCAGCCCCAAGUGUUGUCGUGUGACAGCCACUUUGCAACUGGACUAUGGGUCAGAGCUGCCCCUGGAGACUAUUAAUGCCUUUACAGGGCUUGACAGGCAUGAGAGACACCGUCACCCCAUUCCAGAGGGAUAA
Messenger RNA from Centrocercus urophasianus (Greater sage-grouse), 1338 nucleotides. RefSeq names its product D(1) dopamine receptor-like. The record is from RefSeq and is a predicted model, not a curated record. Gene Ontology annotation, molecular function: G protein-coupled receptor activity. NCBI's taxonomy places the organism in Eukaryota, Metazoa, Chordata, Aves, Galliformes, Phasianidae. Gene Ontology annotation, cellular component: membrane. Gene Ontology annotation, biological process: adenylate cyclase-activating adrenergic receptor signaling pathway. The transcript has a single exon. The coding region runs from base 1 to 1338 and encodes 445 amino acids.